CUACAAAACAGCCGUAAACGUAAACAUAAUAUUUUUAUUAGAAAUUAAUUAAUCUUAUGGUUUUUACUGAGUUACCAAAACCAUAACAUGUAUUAUAUAAUCAUACGGCAACAAACCGAAAACGAUACCCCACAAGUAUCAGAAAUUAUCAGGAAAGCCUAUGCAUCAAACAUAAAAGACAUGUUUAUAGGAACUCUAUUACAUGAAGCCACCCUACAAAUAACAAUUAUAUUUAUAGCAGUUUUAUUCAUAUUCUUCCAAGUUCAUCUAAUAAACUGUAUUCUAAUGGUACCAUUGGUAAUGGUUGCAAUAUACAUGUUUAUAUAUGCCACAGUUACCAUGAAAUCUGCCCAAAUAAUGUAUGAAAAAAAACCCUUGACGGCAUGGGUGGCUGAAUCCUAUGAGCCAUAUUUUCACAAUAAAGAUCCAAGGUCUUGUUGGUAUAAGAUCAUUAAUGAAGCUGAGUUACUUGAGAUGAAUGAAAAGCCUACAGGUCGAAAAAAGAUUAUUGGCACUGUAGCAGUCAUGAAGCACAAUUUGCAGCCUAAAUGGGGAUGGAUAUACAGAUUGGGAGUUGAUAAAAAUUACAGGAGAAAAGGUGUAGCAUCACAUUUAUUGAAAUUUGUAGAGGAUUGGUGUAAAGACAAUCAAAUUGAGAGAGUUGAACUUGCAAUGUCUGAAUAUAAUAGGGGCACUAGGCAGCUCUUUGAUGAAGCAGGCUUUCAAAUUAAACAAUUGUACCACAAGAAGCAGUUAGGUGGAUUAUAUUUACUACAAAUGUACCAUUUAACGUCUGAUAUUACACAGGCCUUUGGUGCAAUUAGCUGAUAAAUGCAGAUAUUAAUAAGGUUACAAAUAUUUAACUCAAUUAGAGCCUAACAAACUGCCAAAUCAUUCUAAUUUUAUGUAAUUUGUUAUUGUAUGAA
Anthonomus grandis grandis is the source of this 926-nucleotide messenger RNA. RefSeq lists its product as uncharacterized. The record is from RefSeq and is a predicted model, not a curated record. Bases 88 to 828 code for a protein of 246 amino acids. The transcript has 5 exons. Lineage: Eukaryota; Metazoa; Arthropoda; Insecta; Coleoptera; Curculionidae. Gene Ontology annotation, molecular function: N-acetyltransferase activity.